AUCAGGAUCUUUUUCAAAUGUUGCUUUUCAAAAACCUUCCACCAUGAGUACAGUGUUUGGCGCUAACUCCUUGCCAACAUAUGCAGUGGACGGAAACAACGAUACCACAUGGAACGUCUGCGCAGAAACGAAAUAUGGCUACAUGGAUCCGUGGUGGAUGGUGGAUCUGCAUGGGUACUUCGACAUACAUUUCGUCACCAUCACGAACUAUGGCCACUACAAAUGGUGGCAGCGUCUACGCACCUUCACCAUUGACGUGUUUAUAGAGAAUCCAAUAGGCUGUGCACGUGCCACCCCAGUCCAGUGUUACAACCGCACCGACCCAGUGGGGCGUGGUAAGACUGUACAAUUUAAAUGUCGCUCGCCCGUGACUGGUCGGUUCGUCCGUAUUAAGAAGUGGAAAACUGUGCACACGUAUGACAUACUGGUAUUGUGUGAAGUUCAGGUUCUUGGCACAAGGGCGACAGGUUGUCCUUUUUCUCGACCUUUUCACCGUGUACGAGAGACGCGACUGAACUCAAUAAAUGACGUCAUUUUCGGCGUUCUUGACGUCAUGAAUUGCGCGAGCAGAUGUGGCCACCGCGAUUGUUUGGCCUUCAAUUACAACCAGAACAGUCAACAGUGUCAGCUCAUUUCAGCUCCGACGUUUAACGAUUCAACAACGAUGACCUCAUCGUGGGAUUACUACGGAGUGGAUCUCUGUUGAUCAAUUUAAUAUCUGAACUUUGUUAAGACUGGAAGAAACACGAGGUCAGCUGUGUCAAUUUACUUUCACUUUCCUACAUUUCUGCUCGAAACAUUUUGCAUGAUAUAAACUUGUUAAUUGCACCAGUCAUAUUCGUGUAUACAUUCUUCAGAGCGUGUUAUAUUAAAGACGUCAUUCUAAAAGAAAUUUCAUCGCAAUAAAUAGGAUUACCCAAA
Molecule: messenger RNA, 921 nt
Organism: Gigantopelta aegis
Lineage: Eukaryota; Metazoa; Mollusca; Gastropoda; Neomphalida; Peltospiridae
Product: fucolectin-like
Exons: 3
Coding region: 44-706 (220 amino acids)
Source: RefSeq, a predicted model, not a curated record